UCAUCUGUCAAACCGCAUCACGGACCGACUGACGUACGGAAUCUUUCUGCUCGCAAUCGCAAUUGUCCAUUUUUGCUCCGCCAGUGAAGUGUCGGACUAUUUUUCACUCCUAAAGUUGUACUUUUCUGCAAGCGCAAGAAAACCCAUAUCCUCGGCAAGAUGCAGGGACUAACGAUGGCUAGUUUGAAGAAAAACCCAGCGCUGAUCCCGCUGUACGUGUGUAUCGCGAUGGGUUCGGCUGGAGCCGUCUUCUACACCCUUCGUCUGGCGCUGAAGAGCCCCGAAGUUACCUGGAGCCGCAAGAACAACCCCGAGCCAUGGGAGGAAUACCGGACCAAGCAGCAUAAGGUGACCCGUCGCGUUGCGUUAUAUAAAUGUGUGGUGCAGCAAUUUCAAAACGAUCCACUCUCCCCGCGGUGACCCCGGCUGUCCCGCGAAGGAGGAGGCUCUAUUUUCGUUUGAAGCGACCACUUAUAAUUAGAUGGAACCGUUCGCUCUGGUUCGGAAGGUUGUAAACAAAUGCACUGAUAUCGACCGUCUUUCCACUUUCCACUCUCGUGUACAGUUCUACUCUCCGGUCAGGGAUUACUCCAACAUUAGCAGCCCGGCCCCGAAGUACACCGACUAAAGUGUCAGCAUAUUGUCAGCCACCGAACAGGCGCCACCGGCUAUAGAAUGGGGACGGGGAAUCACCACUCUAAUAUAUACCCUAGCAUCAAUAAAACUGGCCGCGGAACGACAACACCGGACGCCCAUUCUCCCUCCCCUAUAGUAGUGCAGAUGUAUUAUUUGUCAUUUGAGCAGCCGCUGGAAAAGACUCAAAGGAUAAACGGAAUUCGAUCGACUAAUUGGAACACAUUUAGCACGCAGUGAUAAAGCGCAUACUUUGGAUAAACAACAUCCCAUCCCAAAACAACAAGACACGGGACGAUUGGUGCUUAUUCUAGUUUGGUUGGCAGUUAGAACUUCUUAUUUGUAAAUAUGGUCCAAUCUGUAUGGGUGUGUGUGUGUGUGGUGAAACGGAACCAAUUGCGCGGCAAAUAAAAUCUGCUGAUUUUGAAAACCAA
Molecule: messenger RNA, 1067 nt
Organism: Anopheles gambiae (African malaria mosquito)
Lineage: Eukaryota; Metazoa; Arthropoda; Insecta; Diptera; Culicidae
Gene: ND-MLRQ
Product: cytochrome c oxidase subunit NDUFA4
Exons: 2
Coding region: 160-420 (86 amino acids)
Source: RefSeq, a predicted model, not a curated record